Messenger RNA from Sapajus apella (tufted capuchin), 865 nucleotides. RefSeq names its product synaptogyrin 4 (gene SYNGR4). Gene Ontology annotation, cellular component: synaptic vesicle membrane; neuromuscular junction. Lineage: Eukaryota; Metazoa; Chordata; Mammalia; Primates; Cebidae. The transcript is spliced from 4 exons. The record is from RefSeq and is a predicted model, not a curated record. Bases 109 to 813 code for a protein of 234 amino acids.
AGCAGUCGAGCCCAGGGCCGGCCUGGAGCCCCAGACAGCAGCGUCUAGCAGACAGUGCCCAGCACCCCGGCUCCCACCUCCCAGUGCCCCCAAAGGAGAGCAGCUGCCAUGCACAUCCCAGAAAGCCUCCAGGACCUGGCCAACAGCAAAGCCGUGCAGUUUCUGAAGAGGCCCAAGACCAUCACUCGGGUCUUCGAAGGGGUCUUCUCCCUGAUCAUCUUCUCCUCCCUGCUGACUGACGGCUAUCAGAACAAGGUGGAGUCUCCGCAGCUCCACUGCAUUCUCAACAGCAACAACGUGGCCUGCAGCUUCGCCGUGGGAGCCGGCUUCCUGGCCUUCCUCAGCUGCCUGGCCUUCCUCGUCCUGGACACCCAGGAGACCCAUAUCGCCGGCACCCGCUUUAGGACAGCCUUCCAGCUCCUGGACUUCGUCCUGGCUGUUCUCUGGGUAAUUGUCUGGUUCGUGGGUUUCUGCUUCCUGACCAACCAGUGGCAGCAUUCGUCACCCAAAGAGUUCCUUCUGGGGAGCAGCAGUGCCCAAGCGGCCAUCGCCUUCACCUUCUUCUCCAUUCUUGCCUGGAUAUUCCAGGCCUACUUGGCUUUCCAGGACCUCCGAAACGAUGCUGCAGUCCCAUAUAAACGCUCCUUGGAUGAGGGUGGCAUGGUGCUAACCACCCUCUCCCCGCCCUCCGCCACCAGCCCUGUGAACGCGCCCACCGCUGGCCCCAACAGCCUGAAUUAUGCCAGCUCUGCCCUGUCCCCCGGUCUGACCACUCCAAAGGGCCCCCGCCUCGCUAUGAUGCCUGACAAUUAAAUAUCCUUAUCCACAUCAGUAAAGAGAGAAUCCUCCCUCCAGAAGGGUUUCU